Messenger RNA from Penicillium waksmanii, 1446 nucleotides. RefSeq names its product cytochrome P450. Lineage: Eukaryota; Fungi; Ascomycota; Eurotiomycetes; Eurotiales; Aspergillaceae. Bases 1 to 1446 code for a protein of 481 amino acids. The record is from RefSeq and is a predicted model, not a curated record. Gene Ontology annotation, molecular function: heme binding; monooxygenase activity; iron ion binding. The transcript has 5 exons.
AUGCUAGAACCAAUUCAUCUCCUCAUUCUGGGGGCUGUUACAAUGUUGGGUCUCAUGGUAUUCCGAGCACUCAGACUUCAGCAUGACCCUCGUGAGCCACCCGUCCUACCGAGCAAGAUCCCGGUGAUCGGUCAUCUACUCGGGAUGAUAUUUGAAGGUCUUCCGUAUUGGCAUAAAACUGCCAAUGAGAACCCAACACAUGGGAUAUUCACCUUGAACUUGCUGUUCACGAAGGUGUAUAUCGUUUCCUCAACCGAGGUCAUUCGUUUGAUGCAGCGCAAUCAGAAGACUCUCACGUUUGAUCCUGUCACCAGAUCCAGUAUCAAGGCAUUCAGUGGCAUCGAUGAUGAGCGAACACUGCGCCUCAUCAUCGGAGAGGCGUUGGACCGAAUGAACUUGAUCAUGAUGCGGAAUGUGAAGACAUAUUUCGACGAAUUGCAAGACACCCCCAGUCUCGAUUUGUAUCGAUGGGUACGAAAUAUGAUCACUGUUGCGAGCACCAGAGCAACGUAUGGACCGCUCAACAACCCUUACAAUGACCCCGAGGUUGCCGAUGGAUUUUGGGAUUUCGAGAACAAUUUAAACACCUUGCUGUCCAACUUCUUACAAUGGCUAACAGCGCGCAAGGCCUGGAAGGGCCGCAGAAAGGUGACUCGCGCUUUCUAUGCCUAUUACAAAAAGCACGGCAUCGAAGAAGGAUCUGCGUUGGCCAAAAUGCGAUACAACAAGUCGAUGAAACAGGGUAUGAGUUUGGAAGAUUUCUCGAAGCUAGAAGCGCCUGUUCUAUUGGCCUUCCUGUCAAGCACCGUGCCGGCAGUGUUUUGGGCUAUUUUCGAGCUGUUUUCCAAUCCGCAACUGCUGGCUGAAUUUCGAUCUGAAAUUGAGCUUAACGCACUGUCCAUCUCGGAGGAUGGUACGCACACAAUCAAUAUCACGGCUGUUAAGGAGCACUGUCCAUUCGCCCUGUCCUUUUUACAGGAAGUUUUACGUUUUCGCACAACUACAAUCACGCUUCGCCACAUUAUCGAGGACACGAUGCUCGCGAGUGCCAUCGGGAAGCGUGCUGAUGUAUGGGGAGAUAGUGCAGGGGUGUUUGAUCCGCGGCGAUUCCUCAAGGCUGAUCCGUCAAAGGCUAACUCGAAAGAACCUCGGCGUACGGGUGGAUUCACGGCAUUCGGCCUUGCGCCUGUCAUUUGCCCUGGGCGCCAUUUCGCCAGUACGGAGGUGUUGGGAGUUGCGGCCAUGAUGGCGUUGCGAUACGAUAUCAAUCCUGUCGGCGGUAUCUGGAAGGCUCCCUCAAUCAAUACUGGGGCCCUCAGUUCCAGCAUGAGUCCCGUGAAGGGCGAAUUCCUCGUCAACGUGAAGCCAAGGGAGAAGUAUGAAGGUGCCAAGUGGAUGUUCCAUUUCGAGGCAGGUCAGGGUCAGUCCGCACUUAAUGUGGGAUAG